AUGUAUCUUGAUAAUUUGCCAGUAAGCAUUGCUCUAACCCCGCCCGAGGGCUCGUCGGAUGGAAGCAGCAUUGCUCAAACCCCGCCCGAGGGCUCGUCGGAUGGAAGCAGCAUUGCUCAAACCCCGCCCGAGGGCUCGUCGGAUGGAAGCAGCAUUGCUCAAACCCCGCCCGAGGCCUCGUCGGAUGGAAGCAGCAUUGCUCAAACCCCGCCCGAGGGCUCGUCGGAUGGAAGCAGCAUUGCUCAAACCCCGCCCGAGGGCUCGUCGGAUGGAAGCAGCAUUGCUCAAACCCCGCCCGAGGCCUCGUCGGAUGGAAGCAGCAUUGCUCAAACCCCGCCCGAGGCCUCGUCGGAUGGAAGCAGCAUUUCUCAAACCCCGCCCGAGGCCUCGUCGGAUGCAAGCAGCAUUGCUCAAACCCCGCCCGAGGCCUCGUCGGAUGCAAGCAGCGUUGCUCAAACCCCGCCCGAGGCCUCGUCGGAUGCAAGCAGCGUUGCUCAAACCCCGCCCGAGGCCUCGUCGGAUGGAAGCAGCGUUGCUCAAACCCCGCCCGAGGCCUCGUCGGAUGGAAGCAGCGUUGCUCAAACCCCGCCGGAGGCCGCGUCGGAUGGAAGCAGCGUUGCUCAAACCCCGUCGGAUGGAAGCAGCGUUGCUCAAACCCCGUCGGAUGGAAGCAGCGUUGCUCAAACCCCGUCGGAUGGAAGCAGCGUUGCUCUAACCCCGUCGGAUGGAAGCAGCGUUGCUCUAACCCCGUCGGAUGGAAGCAGCGUUGCUCUAACCCCGUCGGAUGGAAGCAGCGUUGCUCUAACCCCGUCGAAUGGAAGCAGCGUUGCUCUAACCCCGUCGAAUGGAAGCAGCGUUGCUCUAACCCCGGAGGGCGCAUCGGAUGGAAGCAGCGUUGCUCUAACCCCGGAGGGCGCAUCGGAUGGAAGCAGCGUUGCUCUAACCCCGGAGGGCGCAUCGGAUGGAAGCAGCGUUGCUCUAACCCCGGAGGGCGCAUCGGAUGGAAGCAGCGUUGCUCUAACCCCGGAGGGCGCAUCGGAUGGAAGCAGCGUUGCUCUAACCCCGGAGGGCGCAUCGGAUGGAAGCAGCGUUGCUCUAACCCCGGAGGCUGCAUCCCCGACCAAUGCACCAGUUGGAGGCAGCAUUGCUCUAACCCCGGAGGCUGCAUCCCCGACCAAUGCACCAGUUGGAGGCAGCAUUGCUCUAACCCCGGAGGCUGCAUCCCCGACCAAUGCACCAGUUGGAGGCAGCAUUGCUCUAACCCCGGAGGCUGCAUCCCCGACCAAUGCACCAGUUGGAGGCAGCAUUGCUCUAACCCCGGAGGCUGCAUCCCCGACCAAUGCACCAGUUGGAGGUAGCAUUGCUCUAACCCCGGAGGCUGCAUCCCCGACCACUGAAGGCAGCAUUGCUCUAACCCCGGAGGCUGCAUCCCCGACCACUGGAGGCAGCAUUGCUCUAACCCCGGAGGCUGCAUCCCCGACCACUGGAGGCAGCAUUGCUCUAACCCCGGAGGCUGCAUCCCCGGCCACUGGAGUAACCCCAGAGGCUGCAUCCCCGGCCAUUGCACCAAGUAGCACACAAGCUUGA
Cucurbita moschata (crookneck pumpkin) is the source of this 1587-nucleotide messenger RNA. Its product is annotated as polycystic kidney disease protein 1-like 3. Lineage: Eukaryota; Viridiplantae; Streptophyta; Magnoliopsida; Cucurbitales; Cucurbitaceae. The record is from RefSeq and is a predicted model, not a curated record. The coding region runs from base 1 to 1587 and encodes 528 amino acids. The transcript has 2 exons.